This is a messenger RNA of Hemiscyllium ocellatum (epaulette shark), 1550 nucleotides long. RefSeq names its product deleted in malignant brain tumors 1 protein-like. The transcript has 6 exons. NCBI's taxonomy places the organism in Eukaryota, Metazoa, Chordata, Chondrichthyes, Orectolobiformes, Hemiscylliidae. The record is from RefSeq and is a predicted model, not a curated record. Gene Ontology annotation, cellular component: membrane. Bases 38 to 1471 code for a protein of 477 amino acids.
AUGGGACUUACAGGACGCGAACGUUGCUUGUAAACAAAUGGGCUGUGGACCAGCCAGAUCAGCCCCUGGGAGCGCUCAGUUUGGAGAGGCCACUGGAACCUUCUGGUUAGAUGACGUUGAGUGCAAAGGGCAUGAGGUGAACUUGUUCCAGUGUCCGUCAAACCCAGUUGGAAAACACAACUGCAACGCUGGAGAGGCAGCAGCUGUUACUUGCUCAGAUUUGAUCCAAAUACGGUUGGUGAAUGGGACGGAUGCAUGUUCCGGGAGUGUUGAACUCAAUUACAAAGACAUUUGGGGAGCAGUUUGCGAUGAUGCAUGGGACCUACAGGACGCGAACGUUGCUUGUAAACAAAUGGGCUGUGGACCAGCCAGAUCAGCCCCUGGGAACGCUCAGUUUGGAGAGGCCACUGGAACCUUCUGGUUGGAUGACGUUGAGUGCAAAGGGCAUGAGGUGAACUUGUUCCAGUGUCCGUCAAACCCAGUUGGAAAACACAACUGCAACGCUGGAGAGGCAGCAGCUGUUACUUGCUCAGAUCGCCCACCAAAGCCCAUUUUGUCGCUUGACGUGAAACGUGAAGUCUUCACACCAAAGGAGACACUCCAGUUAAAAUGUACAACUCAGAGUUAUUAUGUGGGGAGUACCUUUUAUUUGAAGAAAACAGGAGACAGUUCCUUUGGUGAUACUCAAACUGCUCCCGAAGGAGCUUACAGCAUGAUCUUCUUCAUCCACGAUAUGGAUCUGAGCCACAGUGGGAACUACACAUGUCACUAUCAAACAAACAAAUCAGGAUUGGCUCGAAACUCGAGCAGCAGUGACUCUGUGAAUGUGGUCGUCACAGAUUUGAUCCAAAUACGGUUGGUGAAUGGGACGGAUGCAUGUUCCGGGAGAGUUGAACUCAAUUACAAAGACAUUUGGGGAGCAGUUUGCGAUGAUGCAUGGGACUUACAGGACGCGAACGUUGCUUGUAAACAAAUGGGCUGUGGACCAGCCAGAUCAGCCCCUGGGAGCGCUCAGUUUGGAGAGGCCACUGGAACCUUCUGGUUGGAUGACGUUGAGUGCAAAGGGCAUGAGGUGAACUUGUUCCAGUGUCUGUCAAACUCAGUUGGAAAACACAACUGCAACGCUGGAGAGGCAGCAGCUGUUACUUGCUCAGAUCGCCCACCAAAGCCCAUUUUGUCGCUUGACGUGAAACGUGAAGUCUUCACACCAAAGGAGACACUCCAGUUAAAAUGUACAACUCAGAGUUAUUAUGUGGGGAGUACCUUUUAUUUGAAGAAAACAGGAGACAGUUCCUUUGGUGAUACUCAAACUGCUCCCGAAGGAGCUUACAGCAUGAUCUUCUUCAUCCACGAUAUGGAUCUGAGCCACAGUGGGAACUACACAUGUCACUAUCAAACAAACAAAUCAGGAUUGGCUCGAAACUCGAGCAGCAGUGACUCUGUGAAUGUGGUCGUCACAGAGAGGUUGUAAGGCAGAGGCGACUGGCCAGCUACCGAAGACCACUUGAACAAACAGCUUGUGAGGCCUUGGGUAUUUUGUGAAAGAUGGA